AUUCACUAUAUAGUCUAUAUACUGUGAACGAAAUUAAUGUAAUUUCUCGGCUGAUAAUCAUCGAACUCCGUUACUGCGGACAAUGCUGUCAAUCAGUAUAUAAAUCAAAUUGCUGAGUUAGGAAGGUACAUGACAUAUUUGUUAGCCACAUUUAAACACUCAUUAUUUGUUAUUUGUAACUUUUUAAAAGUUUUUCCCUUCAGUUAAUUCGUUUAUUUGGUUAGUUAAAUUGCGCAAUUUUAUUGUUUGUAAAUAUUUUCCAAAAUUCAGUUGAAUAAUUUAAAAUGGAUCCAAAUCAACAAGAUAAAGAUGUUAUGUUGGCUCAAUUACUUUCUUUUGGUUUUGACGAAUGGGUUUGUCGAAAAGCAAUUGCAUGUAAUAGAACCAUAGAAGACGCUACCGAGUGGGUUCUUAAUGCUUUGGAUCCGAACUCGGGGGUUUCUCGUCCUACUACAACACUCUCCUUAAGACCGUCAUCCAAUGACGUUGUUCCGAUGUCGCUUGAUACUGCUACGUCGAGUUCAUUUCCACAACCAGCUUUGGUAUCUCGUCAUUCACAACCAGCUGAUGAAUCAGAAUAUACCAAAGAAAGUAGAGCUAAAGCAGUAAAAGCAGCGGAAGAAGCUAAGAAGCAGAAGAUGAUGGAACGCGAAGCUCGUAAUAAAGCAUUGUUGGCAAUCAAAGAAGAUCGGAUAAGGAAUAAACAACGAAAAUUAGUACAUCAAACAAGUGGAAGUGAAGAAAGUAAUAUUGGUGUAAGCAGUUCAACUGCUUCUCAACCUGAAACUUCCUCAAAACCUUCACAGAAUACUGCUCUUAUUCAGAUACGUUUGUCAACUGGUCAAGCUAUUCGUCAAAAAUUUUCCUCAUCUACGAAAAUUUCUAAUCUAUUUGAAUGGGUAUCUAAUGAGAAUGAACCGAGUAAAACAUUUCAAUUGAUGUUACCAUUUCCCAGAAAAGUAUUUGGAGAUGAUCAAAUGGAUAUGACCCUCGCAGAUGUUGGUUUGGUACCAAAUGCUUCUUUGAAUGUUGUAAAACUUGAUAUUUCGCCUCAACAACCACAACAGCCAGCAGUGAAAUCACGGACUUCAAAUACUUCAAAGAUUUCAAAUAGGAGAUUGGAUAUUGAAUCUGAUGAUAAUGAUGAAGAAGAAGAAGAUGAUGAUGAUGAUGACGACGAUGAUGACGAUGAUGACAAUGACGACGACGAUGAUGAUGGUGGUAGUAGCCAAAGACAUGUGAUAGGGAAUCCGCAAGUUCCGCCACAGAUUCCCGUACAGCCCGUGAUCCCGAACAAUAUUCCAUUAAAUGUUCCUUCACAAGCUCCGCCACAGAUUUCUGCACAGCCCGUGAUCCCAAACAAUAUUCCACCUAAUGUUCCUCCGCAUUUCCUGCCACAAAUUCCUCCGCAAGUGCCACCACAAAUUCCCGUGAUUCCGAAUAACGUUCCGCCAAAUUUUCCUCCAAAUUUUGGACAACCUCCACGAAUUCGGGCACUUCGAGGUCGUUUUCCACCAAAUAUUCCGAGAGGUAUGCAACCUCCACCGUUUUCUGGUGGAGGUCAUCGUUUAACUGAUGGUCCAAUUAUUCCUCAAGAUUCAGUUGAUCCAAAUGAAGAGCAUGUCGAAACCGAGGAAGAGAAAAGACAGCGUUUGGCUGAUGCUAUACAAACGAGAGUAAAUACCGAAGAAAAUAUACAUGAUAACGCUGUAAGACAGGGUAUCAAACGUGAAUUACAGGUUGAAAGCUUAAAGUCAAAAUGUGCAUACUGUGUUGCUGUACUCUUGACUUCCGCUACAAGUGUCAGAAUAAUUCGUUCUCUUGCUAAUGUUUCAUCCAACAUUGGUGAAUUAUUAGUGGCAGAGUUGAUAAAAUUAAACAAAUUAGAUUCUCUUACUUUUAGACGAUUUGCGAAUUGUAAUUUACAGAAUAUUAUAUUGGAUAAUUAUCCGCGAGCAACUGACUCCUUAUUGGAAGUUAUCGGUAACACUCAACGUGCUUCAGUUACAAGAGUUAGCUUAAGAGGAUGCGAAGUAUUAACUGAUACAGGAUUGAAUGGAUUACAAGGGUUGUUAUUUUUAGAGUCGCUAGAUGUUUCGUCAUGUAGGGUUAAAGAUCGUGCUCUUCCAGCUUUACAAGGAUUCGAGAAUUUAACCGAUUUGAAUUUAUCGAAGACAAAAGUAACUAUAAGUGGUUUGAGAGAAUUAUUUGCAAAUUGCGCUUUCGCAAAAACGUUGGAAGUGUUGGAUUUAUCGUACUGUAAUGGUGUUAAUGGAAGGACAGUGUUUUUAGAUUUGCAGCCAUUGGUGAACAUACGUUCACUCAAUCUUGACAGUACUCUACUGACACCACCUCAAGUUCCAGUUAAUCCUUCAAGUUUCCAAAGUUUAGAGUUUUUGGAUAUUUCCAGAACGAAACUUUGUGAUCAAGAUGUAAUGAAAAUAUUAUGUGGAUUUAAAAAUCUUGUUGAUUUGAACCUGACCGAAACUACUGGAAUUGGUCAAUUCGGGUUGAAAUGGAUGGCAAAAGAGUACAAGUCUCUUAACUUUAUCAACUUUCCGAAUCGAGAAGAAGAAUUAGAUGAUGUAUUGCAAGACUUUUCUGAAUUGCCUUUGAACAAGCUCGACUUAACAAAUUUCAUAAAUGUUACCGAUGUCGGUAUUUUGUGCAUUGAAGCUGUGAAAAGCUUAACGUAUUUAUCCUUAUCUGGAACUAAAUUAACUGAUACUGGAAUGACAGCCUUAAAAAGUUUAGAAAACUUGGUUGAAUUGUAUCUUGAUAGAACAUGCAUCACAGAUAUCGGUGUGGCUAAUUUACGAAAUUUACGAGAAUUGACGCACUUAAGUUUAAGUAAAACGAAGAUUAAAAAUGAAUCUUUACGAAUAAUUGGUAAUUCUGCAUUUUCCCCUAGGAGCUUAAAAUAUCUUAACGUUGGAUACACUCGUGUUACAGAUAAAGGUGUAAAAGAACUUAAAGGACUUUCAAAAUUAACGUUUUUGAACUUGGAUUAUACGAAAGUUUCUUUAUCCUGUAAACAAAUUUUGGCCGAAAUGCCUCAAUUACAACCAAGACUUACAGGGAUUACCAAAGAAUUCUGUAACGAAGAUGAUGAGUAGUCAAAGAAUCAAAAUAUACAAUAAUAAUAAUAACAGAUUAUUUAUGAUAGGCUAUUUAAAUUAUAUUUGUAUAUACUGUACUGUAAAUUAUUAUUAUUAAAUGAGAAUUAAAUACUAAGCUCUAAUAUAUUACGGAUUUUGUAUUAUUUUCUUAUUAUUAAAGAGUUAAUAAGUGUUUAAAAAUAUUCUUAA
Molecule: messenger RNA, 3308 nt
Organism: Rhizophagus irregularis DAOM 181602=DAOM 197198
Lineage: Eukaryota; Fungi; Glomeromycota; Glomeromycetes; Glomerales; Glomeraceae
Molecular function (GO): protein binding
Source: RefSeq, a predicted model, not a curated record